Linum trigynum is the source of this 267-nucleotide messenger RNA. The record is from the annotation of a GenBank genome assembly. Lineage: Eukaryota; Viridiplantae; Streptophyta; Magnoliopsida; Malpighiales; Linaceae.
AUGUGGCGAUCGCUCUACAGCAAUUUCUAUAGGCGCCGUCUCCUCCUUGGUUCGUCUCGCAGCGUCUAUUUAGUAAAGCUUCUUACAUUAGUCUUUCCUUCUUUGCUGGCUGCUUAUUUUGUGUGCGUCAAGUUCUCUGUAUACCUUACUCUUGCGAAACUUAUCAAGAACGGUGAUGUCGGCAGCGAACAUAGAUGGCAGCUACUGUACAAUCCCUUAAAUGCCGCUGUGAUGGAAGAACAGAGAAGGUCCGUAAAGGUGAGCUGA